GGGCUUCUCGCUGCUCUCAGCAGAGGACUGACUCUUCGGUUGGACACAGUCAGCCUGCGGUGGAGAAACAAACACUGCGUACCUUAACUCUAAAUCGCAUUUAUUUCUCUGCUGGGGAUCGUCUGCUUGAGGAACCAAGGCUCCGUGUGAGGACUGCAGCACAGGAAAACAAUAUUUCUACGAGAAUAACAAGACGAUUACUAGGCUCCCUUGACAACUCCUGAUGAUUUCUCUACCUGACAAUCAAGAGCUGUCGCCCUGAUCGCUGUCUGUCAGGCACAGCUUUUCGUCAAGCAAGAUGUCAACCACAACAGAAAAUGGGAUGGGAGGGCCUUGGAGCACGAGCAGAGAGAAAACAUACAAGAAGACCACGUCAUCGGCCUUGAAGGGGGCCAUUCAGCUCGGUAUCGGCUAUACAGUCGGCAACCUCACAUCCAAGCCUGACAGAGAUGUGCUUAUGCAAGACUUCUAUGUGGUGGAGAGCGUCUUUCUGCCCAGUGAGGGAAGCAACUUGACCCCGGCGCACCACUAUCCUGACUUCCGCUUCAAGACCUACGCCCCGCUCGCCUUCCGCUACUUCAGAGAUCUGUUCGGCAUCAAACCGGACGAUUACCUGUACUCUUUGGUGAACGAGCCUCUGAUCGAGCUGACCAACCCGGGGGCCAGCGGCUCGCUCUUCUACCUAACCAGCGAUGAUGAGUUCAUCAUUAAAACUGUGCAGCACAAAGAGGCCAAGUUUCUCCAGAGAUUGCUACCUGGAUACUACAUGAACUUGAACCAGAAUCCACGCACGCUGCUGCCCAAGUUUUACGGCCUGUACUGUAUCCAGUCUGGAGGCAUCAACAUCCGACUGGUGGUGAUGAACAAUGUGCUGCCUCGCUCCGUCAAAAUGCACUACAAAUACGAUCUGAAGGGAUCCACCUACAAGAGACGAGCCUCCAGGAAAGAAAGGGAGAAGGCCUGUCCGACCUACAAAGACCUGGACUUCCAGGACAUGCAUGAGGAGGGGCUUUACUUUGACGCAGAGACGUACAACAACCUGAUGAAGACCCUGCAGAGAGACUGUCGGGUGCUGGAGAGUUUUAAGAUCAUGGACUACAGUCUGCUGCUGGGAGUGCACGUCCUGGAUCAGAGCCAGCGAGAAGGAGGCGAACCGGGCCAGGCGGGCUGCGACGGGAGGAGACCUGUGGGUCAAAGGGUGCUUUACUCCACCGCCAUGGAGUCCAUCCAAGGAGACGGCAAGGCAGCCGAGGCCCUCACCACAGACGACACGAUGGGCGGCAUCCCUGCCAAAACACACAAAGAAGAGAAGCUCCUCAUCUUCCUGGGUAUCAUAGAUAUUCUACAGUCAUACAGGUUCAUUAAAAAGCUGGAACACUCGUGGAAAGCUCUGGUGUACGAUGGUGACUCUGUCUCGGUCCACCGGCCGGGGUUUUACGCCAGCCGCUUCCUCAAGUUCAUGAGCACGCGCGUCUUCAGGAAGACUCAGCCACUUCGAUUCUCCCCUUCAAAGAGGACUCGCACUUCCAUCCCUGCUCUGAAGUCGUCCUCACAGGAGAUUCUUUCAUCGCAGGCAGAUGAGAGGAAUGAGGGGGACAGGAGGGACCGACUGGGAGGAGCUCGCAGCCUGGCCAGUCUGGAUGGACAAGCUGUGUUUGGUUCUUAUCUGCGUCCUGAUCUGGUCCCUGCCAACCCGUCCUUCUACGAGGGCUCCUCCAUGGGAACCAUCUCCACCUCCUCCAUCUUUGUAAAUGUGGACAACCAAACAGAAGAGAGAGAGGACGUUGCGUCCAGCUCCACGUUCACUCUGGAGGACAGCGCUAUCUGCCUCACGUCAGAGCAGAGCACCAUGGACGUGGACAUGGACCGUGAUGACGGAUCUGUUCUUGAUGUCUACUUGUGAAAAUAGCAACUUCAUUUCCUCCUGCCAAGCAUAAGACAAUCGCCGCACUCCAUUGGACAGGCCAGGCUGGCGUUUGACUCCACUUUCAGUGCUGCUACUCCCAUGAUGCCACUCGUAAUUGCCAACUCAUAAAAACGCAGAGAUUCCCACUGGUUGAUGGACUAAAAGAAGACACCAACAAAGUCACAGCGACGGACAUCUGCAGGAACCAUGUGACAUAUCAUGUAAAGUGCUGAACAUCAGGCUGAACUGCUUUCCAGAGCAUGUAUCAACGCAGCGCCAUUCACUUUUAUACAUGUACACCGUUUUCAUGGCCUACGCCCAGAUCCAAACUUUUAUUAGAUAUAAAUAUAUAUAUGAGGAGACAGUAGAUACACAUUGUACAUUUCUUUAGACAUUUUUUUCUGCUGAUCAGAAAGAAAUGCUUUGAAAAUUUGCAGCUGCAUUGGCUGCUGACAACAUGAGGAAUGUUUACAGUGAAUUUAUGACGGCAUCUUUGUCCCCGAUGAAGACGGACGUGACACAAACGGACACAAGCCAGCUCGUAAACCACAGCCAACACGGAACGAGGACAGACUCGCGCGAACAGACUUGAUUCUGAAGCUGGCGAGGCCAAACACAGACUGUGAUGUGUUUAAAGUGGCCAACGUUUCCUAACCGGGCGGUUGUUUUGCGCCCUGCCCUGACGGGAAGCCGGAGCUCUGGCAGAGAGCCGCUGUAAAGCAAAGCGAGAAAAGACAGUUACUGGAUCCUGGAUGAAGCACAGAGCGGAGAGACAAUGCACUUGCUCUUGAUUUUUUAUUUUUUUUUUUUUAAAAGGCACUUUUGACAUUGGUUAUGAUUACUGUAAGAAACAUUUUUCUCUGAGGAUGUUGCUUAGGCGGGUGGGCUACCUGACAUAAGCACAGAUUUGGAUGUGUGAACAUGCACUUUUAUUUUUCUUUUUACUAUACAAAUGCACACCUCUGUUCGUCAUUGAUACUACAUGUACAGAGACAAUGAAGGAACAUCGUAGAUCAUUUUUGAUGUGGAACUACUAGUUUUGUGAGGUUUGCGUCAUGACUGAAGAUGCUUUUACUCAGGAUAUCCUUUGAUACUGAAGAAGUAUGUCCUCUUUAAGAAGGUAUGAGACAUGCAUCCUUUCGCUGAGAAGCUGUCCGAUACCUCUUCAUCAAGAUCAUAUCCAACUAUAAAUGUCCACGAUCACACGUCAGUUGAGACCAUAAUUUAUUAUGUAAAUCUCAAUAUUUUACCAUUUGCUGAAAAUACUUUAAUCGCUGAAUGUAAAGACAAUGCAUAUUUAUAUAUAGAAGAGACUCCUAUAAAUAAACUGCUAAAAUUCA
Molecule: messenger RNA, 3246 nt
Organism: Stegastes partitus (bicolor damselfish)
Lineage: Eukaryota; Metazoa; Chordata; Actinopteri; Pomacentridae
Gene: pip5k1bb
Product: phosphatidylinositol-4-phosphate 5-kinase, type I, beta b
Exons: 15
Coding region: 299-1903 (534 amino acids)
Biological process (GO): phosphatidylinositol phosphate biosynthetic process
Cellular component (GO): plasma membrane
Molecular function (GO): 1-phosphatidylinositol-4-phosphate 5-kinase activity
Source: RefSeq, a predicted model, not a curated record